AUGAUACAUGGUCCUUGCGGAACAAAUAAUCCUUCUUCACCUUGCAUGGAAAAUGGUCCAUGUCAAAAGAAAUUCCCAAAGAACUACAGAGAUGAAACGCUUCUAAGUUUGAAUGGCUAUCCGGAGUACAGAAGACGCAAUACUGGAGUCACAGUUCAAGUUGGAUGUCACUCAGUUAACAAUAGAAAUGCUGUGCCGUACAAUGCCUACCUGCUGAAAAAGUACAGAGCUCACAUUAAUGUAGAAAUUUGUUCAUCCGUGAAAAGCAUUAAGUAUAUCUUCAAGUACGUGUACAAGGGACAUGACUGUGCUUCUGUUGAAGUAAGAGACAACCCAGCGGCAGAUCGUGAGCAGAAUCAAGCUCACGAUGAAAUUACUAACUCUCUUGCUUGCUGA
Molecule: messenger RNA, 396 nt
Organism: Octopus bimaculoides (California two-spot octopus)
Lineage: Eukaryota; Metazoa; Mollusca; Cephalopoda; Octopoda; Octopodidae
Source: RefSeq, a predicted model, not a curated record